Messenger RNA from Lathyrus oleraceus (garden pea), 1563 nucleotides. RefSeq lists its product as uncharacterized. The record is from RefSeq and is a predicted model, not a curated record. The transcript has 2 exons. Bases 1 to 1563 code for a protein of 520 amino acids. NCBI's taxonomy places the organism in Eukaryota, Viridiplantae, Streptophyta, Magnoliopsida, Fabales, Fabaceae.
AUGGAACUUGGAAGGAGGAAUACCAAGAAAUACACUUUCAAAUGUCCUGACUUAACAGAGUUGAAGAAGCUUGGUUCUAUGAUAGUUAGUCUAAAGGAUUUCAGAGCUCAGUAUGGAAGACUUAUGGGUGUCUUGAAGACCAAGGUUGAAGAUGGAGUUCUCAACAUACUUGUACAGUUUUAUGACCCACUCUACCAUUGCUUCACAUUUCCAGACUACCAGCUUAUGCCUACUCUAGAAGAAUACUCUUAUUGGUUUAGUUUGCCAGUCUCUGAGAAAUUACCACUCAGUGGUUCAGAGAAGACCCCUACAUCAGCAGCUAUUGCAGAAGCACUUCACCUAGAAACGUCUGUUGUGAAGGUUAACUUCUCUAAAAAAGGAGGGAUUCUAGGUCUAACCUCUAGAUUCCUGUUGGAGAAAGCCUUUAUCUUUGCAGAAGCAGAUAAUAGAGAUGCCUUUGAAUCCAUUUUUGCUCUACUCAUUUAUGGAAUUGUACUCUUCCCAAACAUUGAUGACUUUAUGGAUGUUAAUGUUGUACGAAUCUUCUUAAUUGGUAACCCAGUACCCAUAUUACUUGGAGAUACCUACCAUUCUGUCCAUCACAGGACUAAGAAAGGUGGUGGAACCAUUCUUUAUUGUUCACCUCUCCUAUAUAAGUGGUUUAUUUCUCACUUACCCAGAUCCAGGCUCUUCAGGGAGAAUCCACAGAAGCUCAGAUGGUCUCAGAGGUUCAUGUCCAUUGAUCAGGGGAGUAUACAUUGGUAUGACCCCUCCUAUGAUGUUGGAGUAAUUAUUGACAAUUAUGGUGAAUUUACUAAUGUACCUCUCCUUGGUGUACAUGGGGGAAUUAACUACAACCCCAUCCUUGCCAAACGCCAAUUAGGAUAUCCUAUGACGGAUAAACCAGAUAACCUUCUGUUGUCAUGUUUCUUUUACCUUAAUGAAGAAGAGAGUUCCGGUCUGAAGGAUAGAAUCAUACAUGUUUGGCGCAACAUUCACAGGAAAGGAAAAGACCGAUUAGGAAGAAAGAAUUGUGUUACUUUUGAGCCCUACACCCAAUGGGUUUGUGCUAGAGCCAGUGAAUUUAAGAUGCCCUAUGCUCUUGAGAAACCUUCAUUCCCUUUUGCUAUAACAUCAUCAUCCACCAUUCCUAUUGAGAAUAGGGAAGAAUUUCAAGAAGUUAUGGAUAGGUUGAAAUUGGAAAGAGACACUUGGGAAGCUCAAGUAGUGACUGAUGUGAUGUUUGUACCUCCUCCUGUGGUGCAUACAACUCCUUAUAAUGAAGAAAACAUUUUUCGCGCUGCUCCAAGCGAAGUUGUGGGAGUAGAUGAAAGGUUAGAUGGAUUUCAAGAUCAAUUCUUAGAAAUGAAAAGGGAAAUCAACGCUCUUCGAGGUAAGGAUCUUUUUGGCAAGACCGCUUCCGAACUCUGCUUGGUUUCUAAUGUACAAAUUCCGCCUAAAUUCAACGUACCAGACUUCAAGAAAUACAAAGGAAAUUCAUGUCCUCAAAGUCAUUUGGUGAUGUAUGCUAGGAAGAUGUCCACUCAGGCUGACAAUCAUUAG